Diversispora eburnea is the source of this 1002-nucleotide messenger RNA. Lineage: Eukaryota; Fungi; Glomeromycota; Glomeromycetes; Diversisporales; Diversisporaceae. The record is from the annotation of a GenBank genome assembly.
AUGGUUCUCGAAGCGACUAUGCUAGUGUUGGAUAACUCUGAAUGGAUGCGUAACGGCGAUUAUACUCCCACUCGUCUAGAGGCGCAAAAAGAUGCGGUUAAUCUCAUAUUCGGUUCGAAAACUCAAUCCAAUCCAGAAAAUACUGUUGGGUUGUUGACUAUGGCCGGUAAAGGUCCAGAAGUACUUGUCACCUUAACUUCAGAUAUUGGUAAAAUUCUCACUGCAUUGCAUAACACUAAAAUUGGCGGUCGAGCUUCUCUUACCACCGGUAUUCAAAUUGCACAGAAUAAGAAUCAGCGACAACGUAUCAUAGUAUUUGUUGGUAGUCCAAUUGAAGUUGAUGAAAAAACUUUAGUAAAAUUAGGUAAAAAGAUGAAAAAAAAUAAUGUUGCAGUAGAUAUUAUUAACUUUGGAGAAGAAGUCGAAAAUACUGCAAAAUUAGAAGCAUUCGUAUCAGCAGUUAAUAGUGGUGAUAACAGUCAUCUUAUAACAAUUCCUCCUGGUCCGCAUAUUCUUAGCGACAUUUUAAUAUCAUCUCCAAUAAUAGCAGGGGAAGACGGGGUGCCUUCUGGAUAUGCAGCUGGAGGGAGCAACUUUGAAUUUGGUGUCGACCCUAAUCUUGAACCUGAAUUGGCGAUGGCACUACGUAUGUCACUUGCUGAAGAAAGGGCUCGACAAGAAGCCGAAGCGGCCAAGAAUAGUGGUGUAACUAUUACUAAUCAUGAAACAGAAUCAUCAACAAUGGCUGUCGACCAGACAAUAGGUGAUGGUAAUGGAAAUUUAGCAAAUAAAAGUGAAGAUGAAUUAUUAUCUCAAGCUCUAGCGGUUUCCAUGGGAGCUGAACAUAUGGAAGAGCUUACUGAAGAUGAACAGAUCGCUCGUGCCAUUGAAAUGUCAAUGCAAGGUGAAAGUGAAAAUUCGAAUGUAUCAAACGAAUAUAUGAGUUCAGUACUUCAAUCCUUACCAGGUGUAGAUACGCAAGAUCCAAGAAUUCAAAAAUAG